This is a messenger RNA of Diceros bicornis minor, 1983 nucleotides long. RefSeq names its product ring finger protein 182 (gene RNF182). The record is from RefSeq and is a predicted model, not a curated record. The transcript has 5 exons. The coding region runs from base 716 to 1456 and encodes 246 amino acids. NCBI's taxonomy places the organism in Eukaryota, Metazoa, Chordata, Mammalia, Perissodactyla, Rhinocerotidae.
GUGGCUGUAACAUUUUCUGUUCCCACAGAGCAAUGUAUGAAGGUUUGAGUUUCCUCCCAUCCUCAUCAACGGUUAUUGAUUCCAGCCAUUCUAGCAGUAGACAAAACUGCCACUACAAUGUUGAAUAAAAGUGGACAACCUUGCCUUGUUUAGUGGCAGAAGGAAUACUAAAGGAAGAGAUACUAAAGGAAGUCCCUCAAGCUGAAAAAGAAUGACAUCAGACAUUAACUUGAAUUGACAGGAAGAAAUGGAAUGCUAAAUAUAAUUCUUUUUGCCCAUUAUUAAUUGAAGCAUUUCAUUAAUUGGAUUGGUCACGUUUUGCUGAGUCAGAGCACAGUUGGACUUUGGGAGAAGCAUGUGUGCUGGCUGCAUUUCCAGGGAUGCUACCAGGGCUCAAGGCUCUCGGCCAGUCCUGCCCAGAAGUGCCACUCUCAGAGGCAGGACUUGAUGAAAUGUUUCAAGCUGAUGGAGUGGGUUUGCUAGAAUUGGCCUUAGAAUUAUAACCCUUCAUGUGGCCUUUGUUAAUAUGCGUUUGAGACAGAGACUUAUAUGUAGAAGUUGAAAAUGCCUGGAAGAUUUCUGGUUUCUGUCACUCCUUUUCCUGCCUUUUUGCAUCUCUGCCUGAUUUGGAUGAUGUGAUGUUCAGAGGGACGCCUUAAUCCAAGUCGUUCUCCAGCGAGACACACCUGGCCAAAGAUUGUAUCCUUAAUUCAAGAUGGCCAGUCAACCGCCAGAAGACGCCGCAGAGUCUCAGGUGUCCGACGAGCUCGAGUGUAAGAUCUGUUAUAAUCGCUACAACCUGAAGCAGAGGAAGCCCAAAGUGCUGGAGUGUUGUCACAGGGUGUGUGCCAAAUGCCUCUACAAGAUCAUAGACUUCGGGGACUCCCCACAAGGCGUCAUCGUCUGUCCUUUCUGCAGGUUUGAGACAUGCCUGCCGGAUGACGAAGUUAGUAGCCUGCCCGACGACAACAACAUCCUCGUGAACUUGACUUGUGGAGGCAAAGGCAAGAAGUGCCUGCCAGAAAACCCCACCGAGCUGCUGCUGACCCCCAAGAGGCUGGCCUCGCUCGUCAGUCCUUCUCACACCUCCUCCAACUGCCUGGUUAUCACCAUCAUGGAGGUCCAGAGAGAGAGCUCCCCGUCUCUGAGCUCCACUCCUGUGGUAGAGUUUUAUAGGCCUGCGAGUUUCGACUCUGUCACCACUGUGUCCCACAACUGGACUGUGUGGAACUGUACAUCCCUGCUCUUUCAGACAUCCAUCCGGGUCUUAGUCUGGUUGCUAGGUUUGCUGUACUUCAGCUCCUUACCCCUAGGGAUCUACUUACUGGUAUCUAAGAAAGUCACCCUUGGGGUCGUCUUUGUCAGCCUCGUCCCUUCGAGCCUUGUUAUUCUUAUGGUGUAUGGUUUUUGCCAGUGUGUUUGUCAUGAAUUUCUAGACUGUAUGACACCUUCUUAAUCGAUAUGCAAACUAAGAAAUUUGAUGUACAUUGCCAUGUUUGAAGUUAGGUAAUUUAUCAUUUAUUUUCUUUUGUAUUGUCUACGAUUAGGGUCCAUGACAUUAACAAAGCCAUCAGCCAUAUGUCUGUGGUCUGUUUUCCAUCAAAAUGUUGACUCAGUUGGUUUUCCUAUAUGCUGGAAGUAAAAAUAUUCAUUUCUACUUAGGGGUUAGCAAAGAAACAAAAAUGUAUGAGCUAAGCCUUCAUGGAGUUCUUCUCGUGAGUCUUCCCAGAGAAAGAGCAGGAUUUCACUCAGCCCACCUGGACGGAGACCAGAAGUGAGGUGUGUUAGGCUGCAGUAGAGGUCUUUGUGGAAGGUUAGGAAUGAACUGAUUGCUCUUAUCAUCAUCGACAGUCUAGGAUGGAGGGUGGAUAUGAGAGGAGAGCUGUUCCAAGACACAUCCGUUUGAAAAGUGUGCACCCCUCGUUGUUGGAGCGCCCCUGAAUCCUCUUCAGGUGCUCUCGCUCUUAAGUUAGUGUCGCUGUC